AUGUGUUUGUUUGAGUACUAUGAUUGGUUGGCUUCACGAAUUGGGUGCUCAGGAACAGAGGAAUGGAGGAAAGAGAUGUGUUUACGUAUUUUCAUUGGGAAGGUGAGACACCCUGAGAGGUAUAGAGACGAAUGGGAAGAUCAUCACUUGGUUUCUCAAGCUUACCAAGAUUUCUCUAUGUAUAUACCAAAUAAAUGA
Thlaspi arvense is the source of this 198-nucleotide messenger RNA. NCBI's taxonomy places the organism in Eukaryota, Viridiplantae, Streptophyta, Magnoliopsida, Brassicales, Brassicaceae. The record is from the annotation of a GenBank genome assembly.